CACACAAGCCUGAAGGAAAACAUACUGACCACCUCUCUCCCCCCCUUUUCAACUAUUAAGAGCACGCAGAAGGUGCACUGACCUCCAUCCUCAUGCUUUGUUGAAUGUGUUUACUUAAAACAGACCCUCACUUGUGCAGCGUGUGACUGAUGGACUCCAUGUCGUAGCUGGAGGGAUCCAGAUUGGAAGAGUUUGUCAGUGUCAGGAUUUACGAUCUGUGUGUCCAAGCAGCAGCAUCUGCACAAAAUGACAAGUUUACGGAGGUGGAGGCCAGGACGGUGUACCAAAACUGCAGAGAGACUGUUGUGUGCUCAUGCUCUGAAGCCCCUGGUUCCCGCCCUCUGCCUGGUUGCCGUGGUGAUAUAUAUCCUGGCUGACAACCUCCGAAACUUUGUGGCCAGCAUCUUCAUCCCCCAGUACCAUUAUCCGUUUGCUGUGGCUCUUUGCUUUGCCCAGGUUCUGAUCUCCUUGUUAAUCCUAAAUCUGCUCCACGUCCUGCAUCUGUUGCCUGUGAAACAUUACUCUUGGUCCCUGGGUGAGAGGCUGCUGGUUCCUUCUCUGUGCACCAGCAUCCACGCCGUGCUCGCUCUGUGGGUCCGGGCCAGCAGCUCGUACAGUGGCCUCUUCGCUCUCGCUCAGCCUCUGCUGCCGCUGUCAACUGUCGGCUUUAGUUUUGUCCUGAAGCUGUCAUCGCUGCCGUCUAUUCACAGCUCUGUCCUGAUCUCCAUCCUGAGUGGGACAUCUGUUGUCAUCACAGUUUCCAAUGGUCUCUCAGUUGUUGAACCUCUGGAGUACAUGUAUGCACCUCUGGCUUUACUCCUCCACAGUCUCUCUCUGAGCUGGCUGGCUAAAGUAUCUGAGGCUGAGUGCCUCCACCCCUCUGAUGCUCAGCUGUCCAUUUUUGACAUCUACCACACACAGCUGGUCAAUCAGAGCUGGGUGCUGGGCGUCCUGUGGCUGCUGCACCCGGACAGUCCGUGGAAGGUGUUGAGUGUGGGGAGCUGGACCAGCCUUCUCUUCCAUGGAUACCUGCUCGCUCUUCUGCUGCUGGGGAUGACGCUGAACCUCCUGGUUUUUCUAUUCACCCUGUGUUUCUCGCCACUCUGCGCCGCGAUGCUCCACUCAGCAGGGCAGACGGUUCAGCCGCUCCUCUCGCUUCUGUAGUGGCACUUCAAAAACACACAUUCAUACAUGUGUUUACCGAAUUUUGUGAACACAAACCCUCUAACAAGUCUGGAUGGAGUUUGUUUGGACUAAAUUCUGGUGGUCAAAAGUCAAUGGUCUGUAUUUAUAUAGCACCUUCCUAGUGAUGACCACUCAAGAUGUUUGAGUCAUACAGUUUUUAUGUAACACAUACUCAUUCACAACCUGCUGAUCAGCCAUCAGGAGUAAUUAAGGAAUCUUGCCUGGACACACAUAGACUAGAAGACCUGAGGAUCGAACCCUAACCUUCCAGCUUCAAGGCGACCCGCUCUGCCGCUGAUCCAUACUCGUCAAGCUCACCGUGACUGCAGAAAUAUAUUGCCUCCGAAAGCCAUGAGGGAAUCCUUUCAGAUAUGAUGCAUUUAUACUCAUGGAUGAACUGAUUUGAUUUUAGGGGUCAAAGGUCAAGGUUCACUGUGACUACAGAAAUCCAGUCUUAGGAAUGCCAUGAGGGAAACCUUUCAAAUUUAGCACAAACGUUGAUUUGGACUGAAGGACGAACUGAAUUGACUUUGAUGGUCAAAGGUCAACGUCAACAUCGUGUCACAAAACUGUUUUUCGGUUCUUUUGAAUGUUUAGGUUAUUUAUAAGUCAUCAUGUACUGUGUGGAGUAAGUUGUGUAGACUGAAACAGUUGGCCAGCAGUGAUAAAGUCUCGUAUUCUGUGAUGAAUAAUUACUUUUUUUUUUUUUUUUACAGUGUCAUGACCUGUUUUCUGUUAGGAAAAAAACUAAGGGUGUCAUUAUGCUCUAAUUGUUUAUAGCCAAAUAAACGAAUGAAGUAAAUGAA
Molecule: messenger RNA, 1991 nt
Organism: Solea senegalensis (Senegalese sole)
Lineage: Eukaryota; Metazoa; Chordata; Actinopteri; Pleuronectiformes; Soleidae
Exons: 6
Coding region: 247-1164 (305 amino acids)
Source: RefSeq, a predicted model, not a curated record